Messenger RNA from Mercenaria mercenaria, 1755 nucleotides. Its product is annotated as E3 ubiquitin-protein ligase TRIM71-like. The transcript has a single exon. The coding region runs from base 1 to 1755 and encodes 584 amino acids. Gene Ontology annotation, molecular function: zinc ion binding. The record is from RefSeq and is a predicted model, not a curated record. NCBI's taxonomy places the organism in Eukaryota, Metazoa, Mollusca, Bivalvia, Venerida, Veneridae.
AUGGCGGAAAGUGGUAGUAUAAGUUCAGCUAAAAUCAGCUCCGGCGAUGCUGUGUCUGGGCGCAAAGAAGAAAUAUUAUGUCAGCCAUGUUCAAGACAGGAUUUACAAACAACGGCUGAUGUCUUUUGUCCUGACUGUGACGAAUUUCAAUGCAAUGCAUGUUCGAAGGCACAUACAGUUUACGCGUUUAUGAAAAAUCACAAGUUAGUGAAUGCGACAGAAGUGAAAUCGAAACCAACUUCCGUUGAUAUGAAAGGAAUGGACAAUUGUGAACAGCACAGUAAGUUUUUGAAAUUUUUCUGUGAAGACGAAAAACAGCUCUGCUGCAGUACAUGUGCUAUAGUGGAUCACCGGAAAUGCCAUAGUGUCGUUGAAGUACAGAAGAUUGCCGGGAAGUCGCGUCCUGCUAGAUCCCAGUUGCAGAAAAUAUUGGAAGACGUAAAAUCAAAGUCGGAGAGAAUUGUUAACCACACUGACUCAUCGAAAGAGCAACUCAGUAAAGAUAUCAAAGCAACAUUUGUGGAAAUUAAAAAAAUGAGAGCUGAUAUGAAUAAAAUGUUCGACGACUUAGAAGCAUACGUUACCAGGGAAACUGACCUGUUUCAGACUGAAGUAACUAAUAAACUGUCAAAGAAACGAUCCAGUAAUGAGAAACAUAUCGCUGAUGCUACAAAGUCACUGGAAAUUGUUGAUACAGUUUUAGAGAACGGAACCCCAUCACAGCAGUUUAUAAUAGAAGAGACAUUGAAAAAACAGGUCAAUGAACUUUGCAAAUACGUGGAAAAUGAAUGUCAACAGUUGCAGGUUGCUACCGUUUCCUUUAGAUUUGAUGAAAGAUUAAAGUUACCACCACUUCCUAUUUCUGAUUACGUUCCAGGAAAGCUAACAUUAAAUUACACCCUGCCUGAAACAAAAAAAUCUGUCGCACCUGUAGUUCCGCAAUUUAAGUUAACGAAGAUAACUUCCAUUGAUUUGAAGCAGACUGGAGAUGAUGUCGGUGAACCGUUAUACAUAGGACUGGAUUUCCUACCGGAUGGUAGACUGGUUGUCGUGGAUAAUCAAAACGAGAAAUGCGUCAUUUACAAUGAGAAACUUCAGACAGUGGGAUCAUAUCAGUUAUCAUAUGCACCACAGAGUAUAGUUGCUAUAUCUGAGGAGGAAGUGGCGAUAACACGCGGCUAUCACAAGAUAGACUUUCUACGUGUCAGUAAAUCUAAUGAUAUAACUUUAAAUAGGACAUGUGAAGUAACGACACAGUAUGCCUCUAUAUGUCUUAAAGAUGAUAGGCAUUUUGUUGUUGGAACUUUGGAUAAUACAAUACAUUUUCGUAUUGUAUCAAUGUCAGGAGAAGAGAAAGAUUUUAGCAUCAGCUUUCCAGAUAAGAAAUAUUCUGUAGGCACUAGUGCGUGCACCUAUAUAAGGAAUACUGAGAAGAUGAUACUAACCGAUAGCCACGAGCAUACUGUUUAUAUAUACGACGUCGCGAGCAACACCAAAGUCGUUGUCAAGGACGGUCAGAUCAAGGAGCCACGUGGUGUGGCAGUAGGUCCAUCUGACUGUAUCCUGGUUUGCAGUAAAGGAACAAACUCCAUUGUACAGAUCUCUCAAACAGGUCUGAUCCUAUCAUCUAUUAAGUUAGAUAUGAACUAUCCAUACAGAAUCUGUGUUUCAAAGGACAAAUCUGUUCUUGCUGUCACAAAUAGCUCUAAGGUUAAAAAGAAGUUACAGUUAUUUAAACUUACAGGCUGUAUGUGA